AUGCAUCACUACCUCAGAAGCCUGUCGGUACUUGCCUGCCUUGUCCCUUGGGCGCUCGCCCAGCAGCCAUGCGCACCAGUGCAGAUCAUCGUGGCACGCGGUAGUCUUGAGGCGCAGGGUGCUGGUCUGCUUGGCAACAUUGCCAACAAGUCUUCGAUGCAGAUUCCGGGUUCUAUUGUUACGCCGCUGGUGUACCCAGCCCAACUCGAUCCUUACCCUCCGUCCGUAUCAGCCGGCGUAACGAAUAUGACGAAUCUCCUCCUUCAGCAAGUCCAGGCAUGUCCUUCCACAAAAUUUGUGUUGAUGGGAUACUCCCAGGGAGCUCAAGUGUCACUUGAUACUCUGUGUGGAACAGCUGACGGACCCAAUUUCAACGCAACGCAAGCUCAGGCUCCCAUGGUCGGCAACAAGAUUGCUGCCAUUGUCCUGUUUGGCGACCCAACCAGUAUCGCCAACCAGACCUUCCAAAAGGGAACUGCAAAGAAGAAUGGAAUCUUCCCCCGCCAGGACUUUUCCGCAUGCAGCGGCUUGACUUCUAAGAUUGCUUCCUUCUGCGAUGAGACGGAUCUUUUCUGUGCCUCGGGCCAGAACUUGACUGUUCAUCUCGGUUACUUCCAGAACCAGCAGUACAUUGACCAAGCGUCGACAUUUAUCGUUCAGAAUACCAAAUAG
Colletotrichum truncatum is the source of this 672-nucleotide messenger RNA. RefSeq names its product acetylxylan esterase. NCBI's taxonomy places the organism in Eukaryota, Fungi, Ascomycota, Sordariomycetes, Glomerellales, Glomerellaceae. The record is from RefSeq and is a predicted model, not a curated record. Gene Ontology annotation, molecular function: hydrolase activity.